This is a messenger RNA of Aspergillus saccharolyticus JOP 1030-1, 322 nucleotides long. RefSeq lists its product as uncharacterized. Bases 70 to 234 code for a protein of 54 amino acids. Lineage: Eukaryota; Fungi; Ascomycota; Eurotiomycetes; Eurotiales; Aspergillaceae. The transcript has a single exon. The record is from RefSeq and is a predicted model, not a curated record.
GCUUUGACGGUUACCGACAAUCUCGGACGACUGUUCUCCUAGUACGUAGCCUAAGUUGUAGUGGUGAAGAUGGUCAUCAUCAGCUCUGCCACCCCUCCGCCCGAAAGACAUUACCGAGAUUCGCCCAGUGACUCUGUAUCUCCCGCUCCGGGAUCCCGAGUCUGGACGCAGUGGGCUUGGAUCAGUGUUGGAGGGUCUUGCCGGGGCAGGGACCCGGGAUUUCUGUGUGGGUAACUGGACAUGACUGGGGAAUGAAUACGAAGGUUGGGAUUGAAUUGUGCAUUUGUUGAGGGGAGAGUGAAUCAGUUGCGUUGGUUGUCAC